This is a messenger RNA of Carcharodon carcharias (great white shark), 2097 nucleotides long. Its product is annotated as leucine-rich repeat and immunoglobulin-like domain-containing nogo receptor-interacting protein 1. The coding region runs from base 5 to 1846 and encodes 613 amino acids. The record is from RefSeq and is a predicted model, not a curated record. Lineage: Eukaryota; Metazoa; Chordata; Chondrichthyes; Lamniformes; Lamnidae. Gene Ontology annotation, cellular component: extracellular matrix. The transcript has a single exon. Gene Ontology annotation, molecular function: protein binding.
UAGGAUGCUGCCUGGAGAGGUUGGUAUGCAAAGCUGUGGCCUGACCUGCUGGCAGCCCAUCCUGCUGCUGAUAUUGGGAGCGGUUUUGUCAGGACACGCAAUGGGCUGUCCAGCGCGUUGUGACUGCUUAGCGCAGGAGAGAUCUGUGGUGUGUCAUCGGAAACGCUUCAUCACGGUCCCAGAAGGGAUUCCCACCGAAACUAGAUUGUUGGACCUCAGCAAGAACCGGAUAAAGACCAUCAACCAAGAUGAAUUUGCAGCUUACCCACUGCUGGAGGAGUUGGAGUUGAAUGAGAAUAUUAUUUCGACUGUUGAGCCAGGGGCUUUCAGUAACCUCUUUAACCUUAGGUCACUAGGGUUGAGGAGUAACAGACUCAAGCUCAUACCUCUUGGAGUAUUCACUGGACUCAACAACCUGACCCAGCUGGACAUCAGUGAGAACAAGAUCGUCAUCUUGUUGGACUACAUGUUUCAAGACUUGUACAACCUCAAGUCCCUGGAGGUGGGAGACAAUGAUCUUGUCUACAUCUCCCAUCGAGCUUUCAGUGGUCUCCACAGUCUGGAGCAGUUGACCCUCGAGAAAUGUAACCUGACCACCAUACCCACCGAAGCCCUGAGCCAUUUGCACGGUCUAAUAGUGUUAAGACUUCGUUUUUUGAACAUUAAUGUGAUUCAGAACUAUUCCUUCAAACGACUAUAUCGUCUCAAAGUCUUGGAGAUUUCUCACUGGCCAUUUCUGGACACUAUGGCUCCCAAUUGUCUCUAUGGUUUGAACCUCACCUCGCUCACCAUUACCAGCUGCAAUCUAACAUCUGUUCCUUACGUAGCAAUCCGCCAUUUGGUCUAUCUGAAGUUUCUCAAUUUGUCCUUUAACCCCAUUACAACUGUGCAAGGGCACAUGAUGCAGGAGCUGCUCCGACUUCAGGAAAUCCACUUGGCUGGAGGACAACUCAACACAAUUGAGCCAUAUGCUUUCCGAGGGCUUAAUCACCUUCGAGUCCUCAAUGUGUCCAGCAACUACUUGACAACUUUGGAGGAGGCUGUCUUCCAUUCAGUUGGUAAUCUGGAGACCCUUAUCAUGGACAACAACCCCCUCGCCUGCGAUUGCAGACUCCUGUGGAUCUUCCGACGUCGUUGGCGUCUUAACUUUAACAGAGAGCAGCCUGUCUGUACCACCCCAGAGAUAGUCCAAGGCAAAGAAUUCAAGGAUUUCCCCGACGUUUUGCUACCCAAUUACUUCACCUGCCGGAAGGCCAGGAUUCGUGACAAGAAGCCCCAGAGGAUCUACGUCGAUGAAGGCCACACCGUCCACUUUGUCUGCAGAGCUGAUGGAGACCCACCUCCAGUCAUCCUGUGGGUGUCUCCAAGGAAACGUCAGAUCUCCAGCAAGACUAACGGAAGGCUCACGGUGUUCCCAGACGGCACACUCGAGGUGCGUUAUGCUCAGUUACAGGAUAACGGCAGCUACCAGUGCAUUGCAAUGAAUGCUGGAGGGAAUGAUACCUCCAGUGCCAGCCUGCAUGUCAGAGGUUACUCCCCAGACUGGGGUCAGCAGCCAAACAAGACCUUUGCUUUUAUUACCAAUCAGCCCAAUGACAGCAAUGCCAACAACACCCGUGCCUCUGUGCCUUUUCCAUUUGAUAUUAAAACACUAAUCAUAGCGACCACCAUGGGAUUUAUUUCUUUUCUGGGAGUUGUUCUCUUUUGUCUCGUACUGCUGUUUCUCUGGAGUAGAGGCAAGGGGAACACAAAACACAACAUCGAAAUCGAGUAUGUGCCUAGAAAAUCAGACGCAGGUAUAGGGACCGCAGAUGCUCCUCGCAAGUUCAACAUGAAAAUGAUAUAAGACUCUCAACAGUGAGAGCUGAUUGAGAAAAAUCUCUGCCAUGUUUCAAAAGAACAAUCUGAUAGACUAUUGAAAGUGAUGUACUCUUUUCCAAGAAAAUGUCUGUAAUGGGUUUGAUGAUCACUGAUUUUUGAGACUCCCCCCAAACCCGUUUGAAGACAACUUCAUUUAGUUAGUUGGAAUGCACAAAGAGGGAUUGGAUUGAUCCAUCGUUUAUGCCAUUUUUUUCUAUGUGAAGGUGAUAACUAUUG